Hyaloscypha bicolor E is the source of this 498-nucleotide messenger RNA. RefSeq names its product cytidine deaminase. Bases 1 to 498 code for a protein of 165 amino acids. Lineage: Eukaryota; Fungi; Ascomycota; Leotiomycetes; Helotiales; Hyaloscyphaceae. The record is from RefSeq and is a predicted model, not a curated record. Gene Ontology annotation, molecular function: zinc ion binding; cytidine deaminase activity. The transcript is spliced from 3 exons. Gene Ontology annotation, cellular component: cytosol.
AUGUCGACCGACAUCCUCCAAUCCAAUGACGAAUCCCAUGUCUCCCGCGCCUGCGAAACAUAUUCCCUAACCACAACCCAAUUCCACGCCCUGCACUCCCGCAGCUCGGCCGCGAAAGCUACAGCAUACUGUCCGUACUCCCUAUUCCGCGUUGGGUGCUCGAUACUCACGGAAGAUGGCCAACAUAUCGACGGCGCGAAUGUGGAGAAUGCUUCGUAUCCGGUGGGCACAUGUGCGGAGCGUGUAGCGUUUGGCAAGGCCGUUACGGAGGGGCAUAAGAAGUUCAAGGCUGUGGCUGUUGCGACGGAUAUCUCGCCGCCCGCGAGCCCGUGUGGAAUGUGCAGGCAGUUCAUUCGCGAGUUCUGCGAACUCCCGACUCCCGUUUUCAUGUUCGAUAAGGAUGGAGCGUUUGUGGUGAUGAAGCUAGAGCAGCUGCUCCCAUUGUCGUUUGGACCCGAGGCCCUUCCUCCACGAGGCGAACUGCCGGCUAAGGCCUGA